AUUCUCCUUAGCUUAAAGUUCAAGAUUAGCUCACUGUGAAUUCAAGAUCUCUGGCGCAUGUGUACUUUGUUUCCUAAACUGUAAAUGAUUGAUCGUAUUACGCACUGAGCUUCUGUCUCGAAGCUCUCAGAGAUGAAUGAGUCCACAGAGAAGACGCAAGAUGCCUCGGGAGCAGCUGAACACUCUCUGCUUUAAAAUGAGAGAAGGAUUGCCUAAAUGGAGAGAUGUUUUCACAUGGCAGCUGUUGAAGAUUCUGCUGAUGGGACAAGGCCUCUCAGCUCUGAUCUGUGGCACUGCUGUAACAUCACAGUAUCUGGCAUCCGUUUACUAUCUGAAUACCCCUAUGCUGCAGAGCUUUAUUAACUACACACUCCUGGGCAUCACUUACACCAUGGCACUUAUCUUCAGAAGAGGUGAUGGAAAUAUUUUGCAGAUAUUAAAGACAAAAUGGUGGAAGUAUCUAUUGUUGGCGGUGGCAGAUGUGGAGGCAAAUUAUGCAGUGGUGAAAGCAUACCAGUACACCACAUUAACCAGCAUACAGCUGCUGGACUGCUUUAUUAUCCCAGUUUUAAUGAUCUUGUCCUGGUUCUUCCUGAAGACCCGCUACAGGAUCAUUCAUUAUGCAGCUGUAGGCAUCUGUCUGGCCGGGGUGGGAGCCAUGGUGGGAGCAGACAUCCUCGCUGGACAAGACCAGGGAUCAUCCAGUGACGUGCUCCUGGGUGAUGGUCUGGUUUUAGUUAGUGCCACUCUGUAUGCCAUCUCUAAUGUGUGCCAGGAAUACACAGUGAAGAAUCUGAGCCGGGUGGAGUUUCUGGGGAUGGUUGGCCUCUUUGGGUCUAUUAUCAGCGCAAUCCAACUAGGGAUUCUAGAACAUAAAGAAGUGGCUAACAUUCAGUGGACAUGGGAAAAGGCUCUUCUCUUGUCUGGAUAUGCGCUCUGUAUGUACGGCUUCUAUAGCUUCAUGCCUGUGGUGAUAAAAAGGAGCAGUGCCACAGCGGUUAACCUUUCCUUACUCACCGGAGACCUCUUCAGCCUGUUCUUUGGGCUCUUUUUGUUCCAUUAUAACUUCUCAGGCUUGUACAUCGUGUCGUUGGUGGGAAUCCUCAUUGGGUUCAUCAUGUUUAACACCGUUCCGACGUUAAGCAGACUUUCUGACCCGCUGUCUGAUGAAGAAGGUGUUGACAAUCACACAGCGGACACUGACAACAACAGUAUUGAAGGCUGUGAGGGAGAGAUCAGCUGUGCACAUGCAGAGCAGAGAGAAACACCACCAGCAUGUGCCGUCAUAAACAGUGUCAAACUCUAGUCUCCAUCAAUUCUGUUCACUUUUCAUAGUUUUUAAUAUAAUGUUAUGUUAACAUCAAACAAGUGACAUUGCACACUGAGUGCAAGUAAAUGUUUAGAAAAGCGAUCACCAGUACUGGCCUGGAGGGCCAGUGUCCCUGCAGGGUUUAGCUCUAACUUGCCUCAAACACACCUGCCUGGGUGUUUCAAGUAUACCUAGUAAUAGCUUGAUUAGCAUUGUCAGGUGUGUUUAAUUAGGGUUGGCGAUAAAAUCUGCAGGACACCGGCCCUCCAGGAACAAGUUUGGUGACCACUGGUUUAGAUCAUGACCCCAUACAUUUUUUGAUCAUAUAUUUUGUGUUUAAUCAUAUACUGCAUUGCCAUAUUCACUGUAAAAUAUCUGCUAGUUAACAGGUUACUUUCACAUGGUGUUUUCUGUUUUUUUACAGUUCUGAAUUGCAUUAUGGGAUCUGGAUCAUGCUCUGUCAAAUUUUAAAUAUUGAAAAUUCAACACUGCAGAUGAACAAGUUUGAGACAAUAUAUUAUUUAAGAAAUAAUACAGAGAGAAUUGAGAUAUUUAAAAUAACUAAUAAAGUAUGGGCAGUUUGUUACCAGGUUUUUGUAGCGUAAUCCUGGGCCUAUCACUUCAAACCUUUCAACAUCAAAAGCCUUAGGAGGAAAA
This is a messenger RNA of Danio rerio (zebrafish), 1966 nucleotides long. The record is from RefSeq and is a predicted model, not a curated record. Lineage: Eukaryota; Metazoa; Chordata; Actinopteri; Cypriniformes; Danionidae.